This is a messenger RNA of Equus quagga, 1122 nucleotides long. RefSeq names its product phospholipid phosphatase related 5 (gene PLPPR5). The transcript has 6 exons. Gene Ontology annotation, molecular function: phosphatidate phosphatase activity. Gene Ontology annotation, biological process: signal transduction; phospholipid dephosphorylation; phospholipid metabolic process. The record is from RefSeq and is a predicted model, not a curated record. Lineage: Eukaryota; Metazoa; Chordata; Mammalia; Perissodactyla; Equidae. The coding region runs from base 1 to 951 and encodes 316 amino acids.
AUGCCGCUGCUGCCCGCGGCGCUCACCAGCAGCAUGCUCUAUUUCCAGAUGGUGAUCAUGGCAGGGACGGUGAUGCUGGCGUACUACUUCGAGUACACGGACACGUUCACCGUGAACGUGCAGGGCUUCUUCUGCCACGACAGCGCCUACCGCAAGCCCUACCCCGGCCCGGAGGACAGCAGCGCCGUGCCCCCGGUGCUCCUCUACUCGCUGGCCGCCGGGGUCCCCGUGCUCGUGAUAAUAGUUGGAGAAACUGCUGUGUUUUGCCUACAACUAGCCACAAGAGAUUUUGAAAACCAGGAGAAAACUAUUUUAACUGGAGACUGUUGCUAUAUAAACCCACUGGUGCGGCGAACUGUACGAUUUCUUGGGAUUUAUACGUUUGGACUAUUUGCUACAGAUAUCUUUGUCAAUGCUGGACAAGUAGUCACGGGGAACCUGGCUCCACAUUUUCUUGCCCUGUGUAAGCCCAACUAUACGGCGCUUGGAUGUCAGCAGUACACACAGUUCAUCAGUGGGGAAGAGGCCUGCACGGGCAACCCAGAUCUCAUCAUGAGGGCAAGGAAAACAUUUCCAUCCAAAGAGGCGGCCCUCAGUGUCUAUGCAGCUAUGUAUCUGACAAUGUACAUUACCAACACAAUCAAAGCCAAAGGAACAAGACUUGCUAAGCCCGUUCUAUGCUUGGGCCUGAUGUGUUUGGCCUUCCUUACUGGUCUCAACAGAGUAGCCGAGUAUCGAAAUCACUGGUCAGACGUGAUAGCAGGCUUUCUGGUUGGAAUAUCUAUAGCAGUAUUUCUGGUUGUGUGUGUGGUAAAUAAUUUCAAAGGAAGACAACCAGAAAAUGAGCAUAUACACGUGGAUAAUCUGGCACAGAUGCCAAUGAUCAGCAUUCCUCGAGUAGAAAGUCCUUUGGAAAAGAACCACAUCACCGCCUUCGCAGAAGUCACAUGAUAUUGAAGCAGAUGGUUUUUCUCUGCAUUGGACAUCAUCCCUUUUCACCAUCCAUUCAUAACACCCAAAGUUUGUUUGAUUACAGAAGAAGUUUAUAAAGUUGUCUAAUAAUUUUUAUAAUUUUAAAAUCAGUGUCAACUUCUCUGUUUCCCCCACUAGACUGUGAGCUCC